CUCACUUGAAAAAAAAAUCGCUUCAUCAUUUUUCGACAUGUUUACGUGGGUCGUAAAAGACGACGUAGCAGUGUCUCUCGUAUCACCUGCCAACAAACGCUGUACCAAGAUGUCACGAAAUGCCGACGGUCUGAAGAUCCCAACGGUGCAUCCGAGCGAUGCGGUCGAACUUUCCAGCGUGGCGGUUCUCCCAGAGCACCGAGGAUACAAGUUGUACAGGGAAUCACUGGAACAUAGUGACCAAGCAGAUAUGACUGAUAUAGGAGCGAUCGAAACGUGGAGCAGACAGAGUAAAAGAGGCUUCGUCCGAGCUGUCACUAACAGGUACAGAACUCCAUACUCGGACAUACAGAAAGGGAUAUUGGAAACCGCAUACAUACAGAACUGGGGCUUCAUCACUAUCGAGAAAAAGCGUUAUUUAGCAAGACAAUUAGGACUUACUGAACGUCAGAUUAAAGUCUGGUUCCAGAACCGGCGUGCCAGGGAUAGGAGGGAGAACAAACGAAAGGUACAAGAGAGAGGACUUCUCCGUAAGGGCAGCCCCGGUAGCCUUGGAGAUAAACAGGCUGAAGGCGAAAUGAACGGCGAUAACGAAGACUGUUUUGAAGACCAGGAGAUCGAUAUGGAUGAGGGAGAUUCUGACGAGGACGAGGAAAUAAACGAAAGGUCAGACUCAACUCUUUCCACUGAAAUGCCGCGCGAUUAUACGUACUCGUCGCCGUACACGUAUGAUAAGCCGUCUCCCAUUUCCGUAAAUCGGUCACCAUCUAACCAGAUACCGUCUCCAAAUCAAGUUUCGCCGAGGGAAAGCGCAACCCCGCCACCGCUGAGGCCCCUUAUGAUCGACAUAACCCCAUACGACAUAGUGAAUCGAUCGUCGAAGAGUUCGCGAAAGGACUACGAACCGAGAAAACAUCAAAACGAAGGUUUGGUGGACAUUGAUGCACCAACACGAGAAGUUGUUGCAGUCGACCCGUGACCCGAGGAACGUAAACAACCAAUCACAGUCUCCCAAGGAUGCAGAAAUUACAAACGACCAACAACCCAGAGAUGCCAAAUCAGCAAAUCAACAAUCAAAGUCCAGUAAACUUAAAGACAAAACCGACCAAUCACAAACACGUGAUCUAUCCUUGAAGAUUAAAAUUAAACAAGAGAAGUACAAUGAUGACGAGUACUUGAAGCAAGCGAAGGAUGACUUUAUAAAGUUUUCCAAUAAUAGAGCAUCGGAACAAUUAGACAAAUACCACGAAGAACUGAUCAGACAGAUGACUUUAAAACAUUUUUAUGAACACGUCAGUGCUUGGAACGCGGAUUCACAGGGAAUAAGAAACGAUGUUCCUAGUUCUGUGCCGUGGCUCUUCAGCGCACAGAGAAACACUCCCGGCGCUCUUCGGAAUGGUGGUUCACAUAAAACUAUCAUGGACAACAGUCACCAGGUUGAUGCCAUAGCAAAUUUACGUAGUAUGCACCAGAAUUUGUUCCCUGCCUACGGCAUGCAGACAGCGCCACCUCGUAUGCACGCAACCGCCGUCAAAACAGCGCCAAUUACGUUGAUCACGAAUAACGUCGCUUCUACUCCAAAGCAACAUGUCCCUCCACAAGCAGCGCCACCACCGGUGACAGUUUUGCAACCAUCGCAUAUACUCCGCCAUUCGUUACAGCUUCCUACUCGAAGAGAACACGAAUCCGUCGAUCGAAUCGAAUCUGUGCAAGAGGACACCGGCCCAUUAGAUUUGUCAAUGACUUCAAAGAAGCGCAAACUGUCAACAGGAUACCCAUCAGGGAAAAUCCAGAGAAACUUUCGUUUCUCUAGGAAGCACAGUUUACCAAGUGACGAGGAGAAGCCACGGCGAGAAACAGAAGUUCUUCCAACUAACCUUGUUGUCAAUCAAAACAGAACUCAACAACCACUUUAUAAACAUAAAAACGUACCUUUCAUAUGGAGGGGGACGUGUGCUAAACCGAAAACAAGCGCUGUAAAAGCAUCGUAACCGAACAAAAACAAACAUUUGCUUGUUUUAUUGAAUUUACAAAUUUGUUAUUUGCAGUGUUGUAUUUAUUUAUAACUGCGUCCGCCAUUGCUUGUGUAUUAUUCGCUUUUGAUGCGAUAAGUUUUCAUAGAUAGUCAAUGACAUCAUGUUAUUGCUACCAUGUUAGUUUCUCGUUCAUCGUUCAUGAGUUGUUUGUUUGUUUGUUUGCAAUCUGUAUUUUUGAGCACUAUUUAUUUUCUUAAUACGUGUUAUUUUAUUGUUCAGUUUUUUUUCUUUAUAUAUUAUUUUGUUCGUAAAGCUUCAACCCAUAAAGUACAUAUUACCUGACACUGACGAUGUCGGACGACAGAAGUGACCAAUCGUUUUUUAAUUGACAGACGUUAGUUUGUGCCCACUGCCAAAUACGCUGAUUUUAAAAAAUAUUAGCAAAAUGUGACGAAGUGCCAAUUUUUUUUUUUUAAUUUAAUUGACACGUAAUGAAAAGAUAAUUCUCACCGAUAGUGCUUUACAUCAUGGAAAUCCAUGGUAACAGGAAUAUGUUAUAUAUGAAAUUUCAAAAAAAAAA
Molecule: messenger RNA, 2556 nt
Organism: Saccoglossus kowalevskii
Lineage: Eukaryota; Metazoa; Hemichordata; Enteropneusta; Harrimaniidae
Product: caudal-like homeodomain transcription factor
Biological process (GO): cell differentiation; regulation of transcription by RNA polymerase II; anterior/posterior axis specification
Cellular component (GO): nucleus
Molecular function (GO): RNA polymerase II transcription regulatory region sequence-specific DNA binding; DNA-binding transcription factor activity, RNA polymerase II-specific
Source: RefSeq, marked provisional